Molecule: messenger RNA, 2343 nt
Organism: Malurus melanocephalus (red-backed fairy wren)
Lineage: Eukaryota; Metazoa; Chordata; Aves; Passeriformes; Maluridae
Gene: CAMK2G
Product: calcium/calmodulin dependent protein kinase II gamma
Exons: 20
Biological process (GO): protein phosphorylation
Cellular component (GO): neuron projection; cytoplasm
Molecular function (GO): calmodulin binding; ATP binding; calcium/calmodulin-dependent protein kinase activity
Source: RefSeq, a predicted model, not a curated record
AUCACCAGAAACUGGAACGUGAAGCUCGAAUUUGCCGUCUUCUUAAGCAUCCAAAUAUUGUGCGACUCCAUGACAGUAUUUCAGAAGAAGGUUUCCAUUACCUCGUCUUUGAUCUGGUUACUGGUGGGGAGCUCUUUGAGGAUAUUGUUGCUAGAGAAUACUACAGUGAAGCAGAUGCCAGCCACUGUAUUCAUCAGAUACUGGAGAGUGUGAAUCACAUUCACCAGCAUGAUAUCGUGCACAGGGACUUGAAGCCUGAGAAUUUACUACUAGCGAGUAAAUGUAAGGGUGCUGCUGUCAAACUGGCUGACUUCGGACUGGCCAUAGAAGUCCAGGGAGAGCAGCAGGCCUGGUUUGGCUUUGCUGGUACUCCAGGCUACCUCUCCCCUGAAGUCUUAAGAAAAGAUCCUUAUGGAAAACCAGUGGAUAUAUGGGCAUGUGGAGUGAUUCUGUACAUAUUACUAGUGGGGUACCCUCCCUUUUGGGAUGAAGAUCAGCACAAACUCUAUCAGCAGAUCAAAGCCGGAGCCUAUGACUUCCCAUCACCUGAGUGGGACACUGUGACUCCUGAAGCCAAGAAUUUGAUCAACCAGAUGCUGACGAUAAACCCAGCAAAGCGUAUCACAGCUGACCAGGCUCUCAAACACCCAUGGGUCUGUCAACGAUCCACUGUGGCAUCCAUGAUGCACAGGCAGGAGACUGUGGAAUGUUUGAGAAAGUUCAAUGCUAGAAGGAAGCUAAAGGGUGCAAUCCUCACGACGAUGCUUGUGUCUCGGAAUUUUUCAGCUGCCAAAAGCCUGCUGAACAAGAAGUCAGAUGGAGUGAAGCCACAGAGCAACAACAAAACCAGUGUAGUAAGCACUGCAAAAGAAACAUCCCCAGUGCAGACGUCCAUGGAGCCUCAAACAACUGUUGUCCAUAAUGCUACAGAUGGCAUAAAGGGUUCUACAGAGAGCUGUAAUACCACGACUGAAGAUGAGGAUCUGAAAGCUCCCCCUCUCUCCACCGGGGACGGCAGCUCAGUGCUUGAAGGACGGAGGCACAGUGAGAGCAAAACACAGACUGAGUCCAUGCAGUCCCAGCUUUCUCUCUGUUUCUCAGCCACUACACAGUCUUGUGAAGAGAAGCUCCAUGCCUGGGACAGCCCAGGGCAGACAUUGGAGUUAGAGCGUGCUCGGUCGGAGCCUUUGCUAACUCCAGUAGUUCCCUUUGUACUUAACCGAGCACCGUUGCGUAAACAAGAGAUCAUUAAGAUAACAGAGCAGCUGAUAGAGGCCAUCAACAAUGGAGAUUUUGAGGCUUAUACAAAAAUCUGUGAUCCUGGCUUGACCUCAUUUGAACCUGAAGCACUGGGGAACCUGGUUGAAGGAAUGGAUUUCCAUAAGUUUUACUUUGAAAACUUACUGUCGAAGAACAGCAAGCCAAUCCACACGACCAUCCUGAACCCGCACGUCCACGUCAUUGGGGAGGAUGCCGCCUGCAUCGCGUACAUCCGCCUGACGCAGUACAUCGACGGCCAGGGCCGGCCCCGCACCACGCAGUCCGAGGAGACCCGUGUCUGGCACCGCCGAGAUGGCAAGUGGCUCAAUGUCCACUACCACUGCUCUGGAGCUCCUGCAGCACCUCUCCAGUGAGGAUCAAAUACGGCAUCUUGUGGAGAUACUCAGCUGGAGGGCAAUAUCUUCUUAGCAAGCAGCUCUGGAGUGCCUGAGUGACAGCAACGGUCAUGUCUGUUUUGACGUUAAAAAAAUAAAUACAAAUUACAAACAGGCAGCAGCCAAAUGCACGAAACCCUGCAUGCAUCUGAUGCUCCGGGCGCUGCCUUUCUGUUGUUUUCCAUGGAUCCAUCGUGUCUGUUUCUGCUGUACGAAGGUGUUUUUAAAUCUAAAAAAAAGACAUGUUGUUUGUAUAAAAUAAUAAAAAACAGAAAUAAUGCUAAAUAAAUGACAGAUUAUCCAACAUGCCCCCUCCCCCAGGGCUAAGAAAGUGGCAGCAGCCGGAACAUCUUUCAGAAAUGAAGUGAGGGGGAAAGCAAAAGUGAAGGAAAGAGAGAGGGAGAGCAAGAAAGGAGGCGGCUUGAGCAGCGGAUGGCUGAACUGUGCUCCGCAAAGCGAUGGUGGAAGCUAAUACUGCAUUCGGGCUGUGCUGCAAUUACAGUCGAUGAGAGGUGGCAAGGAGACCCCAGARGAGCCAGUGUGAAGACUGGGGUUCAAGAGAGAGGAGGUGCUUCUCUUCCUGUUACCCAGCAGUCUGACUUCAGCCUGUUUCUUCUUCGAUUUCUGCACAGCAAGAACGCUAUGGAAAGCUGGUUGCUCGGCUGCUGGAUCCCAAAACAGACUUGUC